This is a messenger RNA of Caenorhabditis briggsae, 561 nucleotides long. The record is from RefSeq and is a predicted model, not a curated record. NCBI's taxonomy places the organism in Eukaryota, Metazoa, Nematoda, Chromadorea, Rhabditida, Rhabditidae. The transcript is spliced from 4 exons. Bases 1 to 561 code for a protein of 186 amino acids.
AUGGCGUUGUUGAGCAAAAUGGCUCCGGCUGCGGCCUGCGCCUGCCGCAGCUUCUUAUUGAAACCGUCAACUAGUCUUAUUCCUGCAAUUCGUAGCUCUCAUGCCGCCGUUUUCAGAAAGCGUCCGGGACAAUUGAUUGUCAACAGAAUCAAGGACGUUUGCCACUUCUACUUCAUCGGAAUUGGUUUCCUCCCUGUGCUCUUCUGUCUCGCUUACAAUCACAUCGUAUAUGGAACCUGCGAGCUCAAAGACUAUCCAACAGAGGGAAAUCCACCACACCACUGGCAGUUCGAGCGCACCCCAAUCCGUCAAUGGUGGGCGAAAUGGUUCGGAGUUUCGGAUGUUGAGCAUCACGAAAGAAACCUUGCCUACUAUGAGAAGCAAGGAAUUCUCGCUAGAUGGAGACAAAUCGAGCAGCGUGUGAAGCAUCUUGAAGGAGAGCGAUGGGAUUACAAAGGUUGGAGCUACCAACCAGUUUCCUCCACCUGGGUCGAUUAUGGAAGAUGGCACGCUUUGCGCAUGAGAGAUCAGUAUGAGCAACACGGACACUACGCUCAGUGA